CUUCUGCUUCGUGGCUUUUUUUCUUUUUUCCUGUCCUUACCUAGAACUUCUUUCCCCUCGCCAACCUCGACUUUCUUGCAGGUUCACUUGCCAUCGCCAGUCUCACGAGCGGAACUUUACCUACAAUCACCUUCCCAUCGCGGUUUGGCUUCAAGCUUCUACCACGCUACUCUAUCAGUAGCUCUUAAUCGGGCCUUCAAAAACGCAUGCUUUUUCGCAGCAUCAACCAUUACCAAUCGCAACUGAGCCCAGUCGGUCACCAAGGGCGCAAGGAUUUCGCAAAUUCGCAUCAACGGAACCACCUAGCUUCCUCAAGGCGCGAGAAGUACAGGCCACAGAAGCGUUCCAUCUCAACCAAUCUCCCAAUGCCGUCCGUCAUCAACAACGAGAUGGCGACUCACGAUGACGAGUCAUCGUUGAGUUUGUCAACAGAGUCAUCGAUCGGUAUGUUUUCCCCUUCUUACACAGUCGAUCUCUACAUGGCUCAAUUACCUUUGCCUACGACGCGUCGUCGCACGGGCUCUGGGCUUGAUGUUUGCUUAGUGAAAGAGAAGAACAAAAGAAAACAAAGUCCCUGAGCGAGAACAGUGGCUACAACAGAACGACGAGGCAUCCGUCGAGUCACUAUGCGCACUGCAACGGAGUGGCAUCCGAGAUACUAAAGACACCAACACGGAGUGGCAUCCGUCAAGAUACCAAAACAGGCACUUGUCAAAUACUCAGCAGACUCAAGCAUCUAUCUACCAAUGAAAACCAGAAAUUCACUCACGACGUUCUCAACGCAUUCACGUAAAGAAAUGCAGUUUGCGACAUGGUGUUUGUUUGAUGAGCGUAUCACACUUUUGUGCGUACUAACUCUAGUUGUUAAGUCAAUGGUGGAGGAUCGCAGGUCAAUACCCCGUCUGACGCCUCCGACUUUGGAGACACCAAAAGACAGUACCACACGAGUAUUACGCCGACUCGUGCUUCACAGAGCUACCCCGUUGGUAUCAUGGCUUCUGGCACCACACCGAAGACCAGCCUGCAGCGCCGUUCCGUCACGUUCGUAGAGCCGGACCCGCCGGCCAGAGAGCAUUCCCGGAUCACGUACACCAUGGUCAGCAACACGCCUCCUUCCACGCCGAAGGAUGAUGCGUUCGACGCUCAGUACCUUUAUCCGCCGAGCGCUUGUGUGUUUGUGGCAAACCUUCCUGAGGCUCGGGAGGACGAGGAUCUCAACGCCGCGGUUACCAAGGAGUUCAGUUACUUUGGAUUAGUAUACGUCAAGAUUCGCCGUGACCCCUCCAACAUGCCAUUUGCGUUCUGCCAGUAUACAGAUGAAAACCAUGCGAAGGACGCGGUGGUGAACGGGAAGGGUAUUAUGAUCCUUGGUCGACCUUGCCGAACCGAGAUGGUCAAAGCCAACCGUACCUACGCAAUCAACAGACGUGAUCACAGAGACAUCACUGUCCACCAAGCCAUGCGCGUGCUCGAAGCUUAUGGAGAGCUGAACAAGUGCUACGUCUUGCCCGCCGAACUUCAGCAGGAACUUGGGCUUCCCCCGACUGUCGUCGCGGGGUUCACGGUUUUUGACCCGACUCGGGACAUGGGCCUUGUCGCCAAGGAGAACCCAGACUACAGGAUCGUGCCGUACGAUGAGGACAAAAAAUCCAUCACCCCGCCUCGCGAUCCAAACAAGGAAUUCCUCAGGCAGUACGACGUCGAUCGGCGAACUUUGUAUAUCGCACACAUGCCGCGGGACGUUGAGGAGACAGAACUGGAGGAUCUGUUUAGUCAGGCCGGCACCAUCAACAAGUGCACCAUCGUGCGAAAGGACAUUCCUGCUUACUAUGGCGCCCGCCAACACCAUCACCACUAUGCUUUUGUCGAGUACGAGCAUAUCGGUGCUCCAGAUGAAGCUAUCAAGCGUUUUAGAGGGUUUGCAUUGCGCGGCCACCCAUUGAAGGUCGAACGGAAGACCACCAAAAGUGUUCGUCGAAUGGUCUCGUCUCCCUUGACUGGCAGAGCUCCUGCUUCUUCCGACACGUACAGAGGCGACCCUCGGACUCCCAACACGCCGUCGAGAGCCUCUUUUGCUCACAGAUCCGCCAUGAAACAAUCGAGCGUCCCUGAAAUUGCGACCCAAGGGCCAGAGUCAGCUCCUUUGUUGCUGGCUUACUCAUCUGAAGGAUCGCCCACCCAGCGCAAGAAUAUCCACGUAGCUCACGACUGCCACUUCACGGAUGGUCCUGCCAUGAAGGACGCUUCUAUCCAGAGAGCCUCGACAAAGCAGCAUACUGUCAAGCCUUUCAAGUCGAUGCCCAAUUUCGCUGCACAUGGCGUUCACGGUGAUGCCAUUCCUGCCAACAAAGUCGCCGCUAGUGUCUUUUCAGGACCUUCUGCCAAUAGAGGCACCGGUGACGCCGUGCCGGGACCCCAACUUACAGCUCUGCCUCAUCCCACGGCCGAUGUGAACGGUAGACCGAUCCACCCCAUGCAGCCGUUGCCCAUCACCUCGUGGGAUCAGCCCCAGCCCGCGUACCCACACGUUGGCUAUGUCCCGGACUGGCAUAUGCACGCGUACAUGGCUGGAAUGCCCGGCACUGGCCCGGCCUUGCCUCCCAAUGUCCAGCAGGCGCCUCCUGAUCUGGUCAUGCACAACUGGACUCCAGAGUUUGCGCCGCCCAUCCCCCUCGAAUGUGUUCCUUAUGGCUUUGUCCAUUCGCACUUUGCCUACCAUCCCAUUACGGGACAGCACUGUGCCGUUUGGAUCCCAGCGGCUGCCCACCAUCCCACGGUGUUUUGAGGAGAUGGAAGCCAUCUCGACUGGUCCAUCUUUGCCGACUCGGUUGUCGCUCUCGGGUGCGAGCUUUCCACAGUGCCUACAGUACUCGGGGCUUCCCUACUUCGUUUCGACGACUUUGAUGGUAUACCUUAACGCUCCACACCUAUUUCUUUGGCGUUCUCCAUGGUGUCUUGAAAGGUAUGGGCUUCUUUGGUAUACCGAGAUGGACCACUGAUAACGCAUCGGCAUGUUUCUCGAUUUUAGUCAUUUUCUUAUUCGCCAUGGCCGUAUCUUUCUUCUCGAUUAUGUUUCAACCAUAACUCAACAUGUUUCCGGGAGCUUGUCAAAACUAUCGGUUUUGGUCAGGCAUUGGGUUCGACGUUUGGCUUAUGCGGCGUUCUUCCUUGGAGUCGGGCGAUAGGGUCAUUUGCAGCGACGUGAGCAUAUGCUGGUUUCGGCGCUUGGUGGUUAUACCCUGGUUGUGUUUUGCUGGUUGUGUUUUUCUGGUUGGUGUUGGUUGGAAGAACGGUUGAUCUGACCCGGCUGUUCUCGAUGAUUGUGAGUACUUUCACGUGGUUAGCGUUGACGCAGCCUGAUGUCUGCGUCCGCCUGGAUUUGUUUAAUCAAUGUUGGAAUCUGAAUAUUGGCCAGAAAGUCUUCUUUGGUAGCCUGAGUGUUCUCAAGUCUACUCAAGCGGCCAAUACUAAACCAGGCGUGGACUUUUAGCGGACAACAGCCAGGACUAACCUAAGGGGUAUCCAGGCAAUAGUUCCGAGUCACACGGGGAGACUGACUGGUUAAAUAUGGUUGGGAAUGUCGGCAAUCUCUUGUAUUUGGAAGCAGAGGAAGAGUUGUUUUCUGUGUCCUGGGUAAACCUCGUAUCUGGUUGUCGCAUAGCUACUCGACUGCUACCAUUUCCACAUUUCCUGAGAUAGCCCCCAGUCCGAAUAGAUAGAAGAACGAGACAUUUAUCGCGCAGCAACUGUGCUAUUCAGACGCUGCACUCUCCGC
Molecule: messenger RNA, 3775 nt
Organism: Neurospora crassa OR74A
Lineage: Eukaryota; Fungi; Ascomycota; Sordariomycetes; Sordariales; Sordariaceae
Exons: 7
Coding region: 992-2785 (597 amino acids)
Cellular component (GO): nucleus; ribonucleoprotein complex; cytoplasm
Molecular function (GO): mRNA binding
Source: RefSeq, a predicted model, not a curated record